AUGAGUGCGCAACAAAACACCGCCAACUCUAGCAGCUCAAAGAGUUUACCAGCUUUACAUGGUGUUAAAAUCAAAGCGAGAAAGGGUCAACAAAAAGCUCAAGCUAAAUACGAACCAACUAUUUUUAGAGAUAGUAUUUUAAAAGUACUUUUGGAAGCCCAACCUGGAAGCUUUGACGAUAUAUCUUCAAAAUUAGAUACAUCUGGAAAUACCCUUGAGUUUAGAAAAUACGGCGAGACUUUAUUUGAAAUACUCUUUACCGGUGGAGUAUUAGCCCCCGGAGGCACAAUUGUUGACGAUGGAGCGAAACGUAGUCCAUUUUCAAUUUUCACUGCCGAAGAUAAUAUCGAAAGUAUCAAAAAGCAUGUUGAAGUUUUUAAUAAGCUAAUUCGCCGUUACAAAUAUUUACAACGUAGUUUUGAAGAAACCAUUAAAAAUUUACUUCAAUAUAUUAACAAAUGGGGCACCGAGGAAAAUAAUAAACUUGCCACUGCAAUUGGCUUGUUUGCUUCUAGUCAAAUGACUAGCAUUAACGUUUUGACAGUUUUGUUCAAAGAACAUCUUGUCAAAGAAGGCCUCUCACUCCAAUUUGUCACUGCUGCAUUCAAGGCUUAUCUUGGUGAACAGAAUAUUGAUCACCUAGGUAGUUCUCUUAAAAAGGCAGGAAUAGACAACAAGCUUUUGGAAUUCUUUCCCCCGAAUAAACGAGAUGAAGAGUACUUUGCUCGUUAUUUUGAAGCGGAGGAGAUGAAACAGCUCGUUGAAUACCAUAGUCAAAAACAAAAAAAUUCGAUGAAAGAACAAACUAUUGAGCAUGUUAAGGAUAUGUUGCAAGCCGAUAACAAUACACAAGACGUUGUUUCUUAUCUUAAACAACGCAUUAAGGAAGGUAAUUGGCAGGAAAGUGAUUUUGUUCAAAUUGUCUGGGAUGCAUUGAUGCGUGCUGUUGAUUGGAGUACUCGCCCAGAGAUGAUUGAAAAUCAAGCCUCGCGUCAAGUUAAAAAAAAUGCUGCAAUUCUCGCUGCUUUUGCCUCUAAUCCCAAGUCAGAACUUGCACUUUUGCAAAAAAUUCAAAUUUAUUGUCACGAAGAUACAAAAUUGAUGAAACAUUUCCGUCUAAUUGUAAAAAUUUUGUAUGAAGAAGAUGUUGUAUCUGAAACGGCAAUAUUUUAUUGGUAUGAGAAGGGAGCCAAAUCUCAAUGCAAAGGCAUAUUUUUAAAACAAAUGGAACCUUUUGUUACUUGGCUAAAGACUGUCGAAAGCGAGAGUGAAGAUGAUGAGGAAGGUGAAGAAUAA
Funneliformis geosporum is the source of this 1296-nucleotide messenger RNA. Lineage: Eukaryota; Fungi; Glomeromycota; Glomeromycetes; Glomerales; Glomeraceae. The record is from the annotation of a GenBank genome assembly.